Molecule: messenger RNA, 7565 nt
Organism: Epinephelus fuscoguttatus (brown-marbled grouper)
Lineage: Eukaryota; Metazoa; Chordata; Actinopteri; Perciformes; Serranidae
Gene: npbwr2b
Product: neuropeptides B/W receptor 2b
Exons: 2
Coding region: 1029-2036 (335 amino acids)
Biological process (GO): neuropeptide signaling pathway
Cellular component (GO): membrane; neuron projection
Molecular function (GO): neuropeptide receptor activity; neuropeptide binding
Source: RefSeq, a predicted model, not a curated record
UGACGUCAGUCGGUGUCACAGCCUUCUAGGAGAGAGACGGAGGGAGAGACGGAGCGGAGCAGAGGCUGGAGAGCAGCGCGUCUCCCUCAGAGGUCUAGGGACGCGCCACUCGUGCGUAAAUCCUUGGCGCGGUCUCCGGAGCGCACAUGAAGCACGGAAAGAAAACAUCACCACCCGAGACCAUAAAUAACCAUCGUUAACCUUAUCUUGGGCACGUUCAGCCUAUAAAACUUAUUUAAAUUAUCUGCAACCGGGGGAGGAGAGAAUCAGAGGAGGAGGAGGGAGGAUAUCUUUGGCGAGGAUAAAUUCAACACCGGCAGACUGGAGGUGAUUUGGAGCCCGACAUAAGAACAGCAAAGUGACGGGAUGGAUCCGAGUGGAGAUACACAAACUGUCAGAUGUUUGUGAAGAGCUGGAAAGCUGCGACACAAAGCUGAGAGUGGAGCGCUCAUUCAGUGAGCAUGAAGCGGAGCGUCUGGCGCGUUUUCACGGGGACGCCAAACAGAUCCACGUUGUUCCACGGACGAACUCUCCUAAGGUGACAUUUUCUCCGGAGAAACUCCAUCUGACAGGAUUAUUAUUUAAGCAUUUGGCUUCCUUGCGUCACUCUGUAAGUGUCUGUCCAGUGUAAAUCGGGGAGGUAAGAGCGCAUGAGAACAGCUGCUUUUUGUAACAUCACAGAAACUGAAACAAAAGUGAAACUAAUGACUCUAAAUUAACAAGUGUGCCCGCUCUUAUCUUCUCAGUGACUUGCUGGUGGUCCCUGGACCUCAGAUUGAGAACUGCUGCUCUAAAGACUGGGCUGUUCUCUGUGGUCUGCGAGUGGUCAGAGGCUGAGCUUGUUUGCUGAACUGUGCAUUACUAACUUUUAAGGCUCACUGACAAAUGACUGGUGUGUCCUGUGUGGGAAGGUGUCUAAAACGGAAAACAAAGACAGUGAUGUUGUUCUUAAAAACUGAUAUUUAAUUAUUUGACAUCAGUGUAUAUUUGUCUCAAAAUACUCAGAGACUCUUAGCGUCUCUUCAAACAUGGAAAAUGCGUCAGUGCCCAUCGGUGCACUGCCGGUCUGCAACGACUCUGUGGACUUCUACUCAGGAAACCGCACUGACCUGAACUGUACUCCUCCCCCUGAGUUUUACUUCUACGCUGACCUUUAUGUCAUUUUACCAGUCAUCUACUCUGUGAUCUGCGCAGUGGGGCUGACAGGCAACACGGCUGUCAUCUAUGUAAUCCUCAAAGCCCCCAAGAUGAAAACAGUCACCAAUAUGUUCAUCCUGAACUUGGCCAUUGCCGAUGAUUUGUUCACUUUGGUGUUGCCGAUCAACAUUGCUGAACACUUGCUACACUACUGGCCUUUUGGUGAGGUUUUGUGCAAAGUCAUCCUCAGCAUAGACCACUACAACAUCUUCUCCAGUAUCUAUUUCCUGACAGUUAUGAGCAUUGACCGCUACCUGGUCGUUUGGGCCACGGUGAGGUCCAAGCGCAUGCCUUACCGCACCUACCGUGCAGCCAAAAUCAUCUCAUUAUGUGUCUGGAUCCUCGUCAUCCUCAUCGUCAUGCCUUUCACUGUUUUCGCCGGCGUCUACACAGACCCCAAUGAUGGGAGGAAGAGCUGCGUGCUCAGCUUCCCCAGCCCUGAGAGUUUGUGGUUCAAAGCAAGCCGGAUCUACACGCUCAUCCUGGGCUUCGCCAUUCCGGUCUCAACCAUCUGUAUCUUAUACACCAUGAUGCUCUACAAGCUGAGGAACAUGCGGCUCAACAGCAACGCCAAGGCGCUGGACAAGGCCAAGAAGAAAGUCACCAUCAUGGUGUUUAUCGUCUUGGCCGUCUGCUUGUUCUGCUGGACGCCGUUCCACCUCAGCACCAUAGUUGCUCUGACGACCGACCUGAGGACCACGCCACUCCUCAUCGGGAUCUCCUACUUCAUAACCAGCUUGAGCUACGCCAACUCCUGCCUCAACCCGUUCCUCUACGCCUUCCUGGACGACAGCUUCAGGAAAGCUUUCAAGAAGAUGUUGGAAUGUAGACCGGCCUGAAUGUACGACACAUGAAAGCUGUCGCAGAUGUUUGCAGAGUCUUACUGAGUGAGAACAGACUGUGGUGGAAGGACACGACUGGAAAAAUCUGGGUUUGAAUUUUAACUCUCAGUGUAUGUGAUGCAGAUUUAAUAUGUGUAUGGUUUGGUUAAAGCUGCACUGGGCAAUACUGUUUGCACAUGAUAGCAAUAGGUAGUACGACCCUAUGAUUCCCACGAUGCGAAAAACACGGAUGUAAUCGUAGAAUAUGACAAUAAAAAGUUAAAUCAGCUGUAAAACGCAGAAAAUCAUGGAAUUUGCCAAACUGUGGAUGCAGUUUGUAAAAAACAGGGUUUUCCCUACCUUGAUAAGUGUUUCGUAGCACCUAAGAUGAUUAGACAGGGAAAAUACUAUUCUGAUUUGUCACUGUGUCAUUUACAGGCUCCUUGCUUCUCUCCUCCUGCACACACACACACACACACACUGGGUGGAAAAAUUUCUGAGCUGUAUACACCCAGCUUAUCAGGCUCAUCUGCAGAACUUCGCCCUGCACUCUCUCAGACUUUAACAUCAGCUAGUUUGACCACGAAGUUGCGAGUGACAGAGUUGCGAGUCAUAGCGUCUGAUGUUUCUGCAGUCACUCACAUCUUUUCUGUCAAAUGCAUUUAAAUGGCCCAGGAUGCACAUAUGAUAACUUUUGUUUUUCAAGUGUUACAAAGUAAAAUUACAUGUAUGGAAAUCAGAUUACAUUCACAGAGAGAAAAACAGUUCCCUGCUCUCCUUAUGAAUUAAGAAAUCCAAUCAAUUGUAAGCAAGAUUACUUAAUUUUUUUAUGUUGGGUGGACAGCGUUACUGUUGGGUCCUGCAGUCAAUCAAAAGGCUGAGCACUUCACCAGUAGCAGCUAAACUGAGAGCAGAGCAACAUGAAGCUCAGAUGUGGAGCUUUUAUUUUUUAACAAGAGGAUGGUUUUGUUUUUUAACUGUAUCAAAGCACUUUACUGAUAUUAAAAAAGUCGUACAAUGUUUCAUUACAUCAAUUUUAUUGAUAUUAAUUACAUUUUUAUUAUUUUUAUAUUGAAUAGUUUAAAUUUUAUGUAUCUAUCACGUGAUUGUCAGGCCCAACCUGAAUCUGCAGAUUUUUGAAUUGUGUUCAGCGGUGAUCCAAAAUGCAGAAUUCUGCAGACUUUUUUUUCGUUUGCUCGUAAUGUGAUAAAUAUUAAUUUAUGAUAACAAUGGUUUUUGAACAAAAAUAACCUCACAUAAUACAGUCAAAUCUAAAAUGGCCUCAAGCAGGCUAAAAGAACAACUGUCGAUUUUAGAAACUUUGAAUCAGAAGGUUCAUUUAUUCAUGCAUACUUACAAAAAAAUUUAAACAUUUGUUGGAAAAGUUAAUCAACAAAAUGUGGGACACAUGGCCAUUAACAACCCAGUCUCACUCCUGUUGAAAUGUGGCGCUUGGGCACUGACUUGCAGCAUCAGACACUGACGAAAAAAGCUGUCCCUUAACAUCGACAAGAUGUGCAGCUGGUCGCCGUUAUAGUUUAAUGGCGUACGGCGGUGUCAGGGGGAAACACAGCAAAACAUGAAUGAAAGCUAAGGCGCAGAAAGUCCGAGUGGAUGGGUCAAACAACCACUGACUGUUGAGCUGAUUGGGUGUCACUGUAGAGUCAUCACUUCCUGUGGGCGGAGACUAUCUCCUGCCAGCACCAGUGGUUUUUGUCACAGCUGGACUGUUUGUAUUUUUGCAGAAUUUGCCUAGUGCAGUUUUUAUGGCUCUGAGAGCACAGUGUGUGUGUGUGUGUGUGUGUGUGUGUGUGUGUGUGUGUGUGUGUGAGUGAGAGAGAGAGAGAGAGAGAGAGAGAGUCAUUAAAGUUAAUAGAAAGGGGCAGUGCUGCUGCAGUAGGUAAUGAUAAUGGUCGACAUACAGGACAAUAACUGCAUUAAGAAAAACAACAGCUCGUUAAGCAGUAACUUUCAUCAGAAUUGCCUAUCAUCACUGCGUCUGAAGAACUGGCCGUGAAAUCUGUUUUCCAAGUUAAGACUGCAAUUAUAGUGUCAGCCCUUUUUUCACGACGGUAAAAAAUCCAAUUAUGAGGCAGCGAGCUGAGCCGGGUUGCUGGAAACAGUCGUGACCUUCACUGGACUCCGUCUGAACAGAGGAGCGCCUCUGAAAGGUGGAGAAAAUACAGUUCAACACAGUGUCAUUGAUUUGCACGCUGUCAAUCAAAUCAACAUCAUGCGAACAGUCAGGGUUGGAGGGGAGCAGGAUGCACGUCAGGGGAUGACGGGUGAUCGUCCGUCACAAAAACUGAAGAGAAAAAGUUUUUAGAAUCAAAACUAGUGGGACUUGAGAAAUGUUGUGUGAUCAUGUAUGCAAACACUUAAACUGCCUUUAAAUGACGUUGUGUUUUGAGGAAUCUCAAAGGAACCAAAUGAUGCAUUUUGUGGAUUGCUUUUUGAGUUCUGUUUUUUGGGGGGCAAAUAAGCAGGUUACAGAGAUCCAUUUGCAAAAUAUGAUCUGAACAAUGAAAAGGUUGAGGUCUUUAAAUGAUGGUACUGUUUGGAUGAAGAUGUUCUUGUACACAUUAUUUUUCUCCAGAAUGUAUAUGAACCACUUAAGAAAUGAAAAAGGAACCUUACCAACCCUGACAACAGUACUGUAGGCCUGAUACGAGACAGGCAUGGGACAGGAGGGCUAUGUAAAAUGUAAUGUUUUUCGUCACCUCUUAUUUUUUUGUAAGCUUGUGUCGCCCCCUGCUGUCAACAGGGUGGUGCUACCUUAACAUGCAGCCAGAGCCAUUUACAGAGUUUGUGCAAAGACUCACCUGAGGGGAGUUACACAGUUUCACACAUCGUGUGUCAGUGUCUGUGACAUCUAUAAAGAUUAUCUACAAUUUCUGUUUUCAUUUCAUGGAGAUUUGUGAACAGCAUCUUUUCUCAUAUCUUGCAUGUCAUCAGUUAAUUCCCAGCUGUAAAGUCUUUUUUAAGAGUCUCUGCAGUUCAGUGAGAUUCACGAUCUUCCUGUGCACAUUCAGCAUUUAUCUCCACCCAGAGUUCCUGUGUACAGUUAAACACACGAAGACGUUGAAAACAUGAUGGCAUUGUGCCACGGAGAGGAAACAACAGAUGGAUUUGAGGCCUCACAGCGUGAAGUUACAGUAUCAAUUAAAGGAGAUACAUGUGGGUAAGAAACCCGCAAAGAAAACUAUUUUCAGAAAUAAUAUAAUUUGAUAAGAUGUAUGAGUAUAUGGGACACCUACAUUUGGUAGCUUGCAAGAGAUCUGUAGGACUUCAAGCAGGGUGUCCGAACUUUUUUGAAUGCGGCCCAGAUAAGAUAAUGUCAAAAUGCCUGGGGGCCAGCUGCUGCUUGCAUCACAUACAGAUGAGACAAACUCAACAGUGAAAAAGAGUUUACACGACUUUACACCUGUUAGCUGUAGCCAUGUCUGCUGCCUCACAGGAAAUGUCUGCUGUACUUUUGCUUCUUUAUUGUCUGUUAAUGAAAACAACUCAGUCCUGUCUGUGUAAGUCCUACUUGGUGCAUGUCUACAAACUGCUGACAAAAAAAUGCAAAGAGAUCUUGUUUGAUUAAUCAGUACUGCGUGGUGGGCCACAUUUUUAACAGCAAGCCAUAGACCAUUAAAAAUCAUGCCGUGGGCCACAAUUGGCACCCGGGCCAGACUUUGGACAUGCCAGACUUAAAGGAAUACUUGACCCACAAAAUAACCACUUGUAUAUCAGUUACCGACUGUAUGUUACAAACAAUUUGUUAAGAAAACUUUGCUUUUCUCGCUUUCCUCCAUGGCGAAUGGAGAAUCCAAAAAGACAAACAUUUUUUACAUCUGUGGACAAACUGUCACACAACCCGUGCAGUAUAUCCCAAGUCUCAUUUAUCCAGUCUUAGGAUCAGUGCUUUCCAAACACAUGCAUUUCCAGCAAAACAACCCGUCAGUACAAACAGUCUCAUGCCUGGGCCGAUGUUCGAACUCUCCUCAAGCACAGCUCAUAUGCAUGCGUGUGCUCAGAGAGCGCCACCUGUGGUGUUUUAUAGUGUGUUUGGGAAGAACUGAGCAUACGAGUAGAUUAAUGAGUUUGUGAACAGAUGCUUUGAUAUAGUUUUGCUGUUGUUAAACUCAGUCGCUGUUUACUUCAGUACAUGAAGAAUGUUUGCUUUUUUUGGAUUCUUCAUUCACUGUGGAGGCAAACAAAGCUUUAUUCACAAAUUCAGGGUUAAACACGGUGUUGAAUUGAUAUGUAAAUGACCCUUUGGCUGGUGACACAUUCUUUUAAAUGCAUUUAUUUGAUGUUUUCUUAAUUGAAAAAUGAUUUACGGUCUUUACCACCAUAGCUAUGUAAUGUGUUUGAAGCUUCCUCUGGGUGCUUGAACGUUGCACACAAAACAACUUCAUGCUCAAAUCUAAAAGAGGGAUUCAAAAAUCUUUUGAGACUUUUGAGAGGUGGAAAAAAAAAGAUUUAAGGCUAUGGUUUAAGAUUUAUUUUAGAUUUGACCAACCAGUAAGAUGUAAUCAGAUUACUCACUAAUUUCCACUGUUGUUGCUGCUGCUCUCUGCAGUAUCUUUUAUAAAUUUCCACAAUGACAAUUCUACCUUUGAAACGUGUACAUGCAGGUAACACGUAGAUGAUGCAACGUUUAAUCACCAGUAACAAACAUGCUGCAUUUAAACUCUUGAUUUUAACUUUGAUUUGACCAUAAUUUUCUUUUCUUUUAAAUCAAAUUGUAACAUUUUUUUUUGUUUCUGCUUGUCCCAGCACGUCACUGCUGGCAUGUGAUGCUCUUAUUGAGACUAUACCAUGCCGUCAAACAGAAAUACUCAGAUAAAUGUCAACAUGUGUCAUUUUAUGAACAUUUCUCCAAACAUUUGGUUUCUUUGGUUAUUUGAGAUCUGUUUUGUGAAGCCUGACAAAACACAUUUUUGUGAAGAAGGAUAAACAGUUAGAUCUUGUGCUCAUUUAUCCGUCAUUUAUCUUCUGUCUCCAGUGUUGUACAAUUUAACAGUGCAGAAUAUUACAGUCAGUGUACAAACAAACUUCUUUAAAUUCUUUGAAUGCUUUUGAAUAUUACACACUAUGCGCUUUAAAAUGUAAAUCUUCACAGUGACAGUGUAACUCCUCUGAUGGCUAUGAAAUGAGCAAACACCACUUCCUGUCAUAGAUGACAUCAGCUUGCAGCAGCAGUUUAGUGAGUAUGUGAUUAAACAUCAGCUUCGUCUGUAUGGCUCUGACUGCAACAACAGAAACUGUUGUGUAUUUCCUGCUGUACAUAGAUCAGUUCUUUUGCCAUUUAACUGUACAGUCAUAGGAAUGUAAAGUCAAAUAUUCUUCAUAAUAAAAAACUGGUGUGACACAAAUGAGAACUGUUGUAAAAUUUGAGUUAAAUAUUCUGAAUCAUUGUCUUUUAUGCAGCCUGUAAUUAAGAAGUAUGACAUCUGAUAUUUGUGUAAAUGUUUCAUGUCUGUCAAUCCCUGUUAAUGAGUUCAUAAAUAUAAGUUUAUUUUCCCACUGGUACUCAUGUGUUUUUGAUAUUUUAGA